Phragmites australis (common reed) is the source of this 1929-nucleotide messenger RNA. RefSeq names its product protein SAR DEFICIENT 1-like. The transcript is spliced from 7 exons. Bases 152 to 1459 code for a protein of 435 amino acids. NCBI's taxonomy places the organism in Eukaryota, Viridiplantae, Streptophyta, Magnoliopsida, Poales, Poaceae. The record is from RefSeq and is a predicted model, not a curated record. Gene Ontology annotation, cellular component: nucleus. Gene Ontology annotation, biological process: regulation of salicylic acid biosynthetic process. Gene Ontology annotation, molecular function: DNA-binding transcription factor activity; sequence-specific DNA binding; calmodulin binding.
CUCUACCUCGCAUCCCUGCACCAACCACCCCCAAGCGCACAACUCUUCCUCCUCGAGCCAAAUCGUUGCUUCUCUUCUUCCCUCUCCAGAAAAUAGCUAGAAAAACGUACACAGAAGAGGGAAGUGGAAAAAGAUCGCCGGGGUAGCAACAAUGGCGGCGAAGCGGUUCCAUGACGGCUACGAGAAGGACCCGGACCAGCCCGAAGCAAAGCGGAUGCGCCGCCUGCCGUCCUUCUCGACGGUGAUCCGGGAGGCCAUGAUGCAGAAGCACUUGCAGAACCUGUUUAGGCUCCUGGAGCCUCUUUUCCGCCGCGUGGUGCAAGAGGAGCUCCAGGCAGGACUCGCGCUGAGCCCGCGCUACAUCGAGAAGUUGCCGCAGAUUCCGCCAGUCGAGCGGCCGACGUGGAAGCUGGCGUUCCGGAACCCACCGCACCCCCCGAUCUUCACCGGCAGCAAGAUCGAGGACGACAACAGCAACCCGCUGGAGGUCAUCCUCGUGGACAUGGGCAUCGGUUCGCCGUCCGCGCUCCCGCAGGCCCUGCGCAUCGAGCUGGUCCCACUCUUCGGGGACUUCCCGCCGGACGACCUCGAGGACUGGGCCGCCGACGAGUUCCAGAAGGGCAUCGUGAAGCCGCGCGAAGGGAAGCGCCCGCUCCUCACCGGCGAGGUCAGCCUCACCAUGAGGGACGGGCGCGCCACCGUGAGCGAGCUCCAGUUCACGGACAACUCGUCCUGGGUCCGCUGCCGCAAGUUCCGCAUCGGCGUCCGCGUCGUGCCGGGAAGCUACAACAGCGCCAGGAUCCUCGAGGCCAUGACCAAGGCCUUCGUGGUCAGAGACCACCGCGGCGAGCUGUACCGGAAGCACUACCCUCCCGUUCUUGGCGACGACGUCUGGAGGCUGGAGAAGAUCGGCAAGGGAGGCACGUUCCACAGGAAGCUGGCGCAGCACCACGUCAAGAGCAUUCAGGAGUUCCUCAGGCUGCUAAUGGUGAAGCCUGACGAGCUGCGCGCGAUACUGGGCGACGGCAUGACCGACCGCAUGUGGGAGGCGACGACGAGCCACGCCAAAACCUGCCUCCCCGGCGACAAGGUGUACGCGUACAGCGGGUCGCACGGCACCAUUUACGUGAACUCCAUCUUCAACCUUGUGAAGGUCGAGUUCGGCGGCGUGGAGUACCCCCUGCAUCAGCUGAACAAGGCCGAGGCGAGCUACGUGCAGCACCUAAUGCGGGAAGCGUACGAGCACCGCAACACUCUACAGGAGGCCGACGCCGUCCUGCUCCACAGCCACGCCGCCAACAACGUUACACUGAUGCACAAUGCAGCACAUGCCGCGCCUGCGGAUCCGACGGUCUGGUUGCCAGGCCCAGAAGUCGACUUCCAGGCCGACGAGGUUCCCGUUCCCCAACCCAACUAUGGCUUCCAGUGGCCUGGCCAAAUGUACAACAUGGCAGGUUAAGAAUUGCACCGGAAGGCAAAGCGGCUGAAAAUCACUUGCAAGGUUCCAGCUAUAGGAUGUACAUUAAGUCCACGAACGUGUGUGUCUCUGUGUGUUGAAGUAACCGCAAGGUUUAAGGGUAGGUGAACUUGAGCGACCCCUCACUGCCUCGCUGAGCAUGUGCCGAGCAUCCGCCGCGAGCAGCGAGAAGAGGCGAGCAAGUGCAAAAUUCUUUGGUUUAAUUCGUAUCCUUUGUUGUAACGUUUCAGUUUUUCUCCUGUUGUUAAGUAGCGCUCUGCUCUGCUCUGAUCUGCUCCCGUAAAGUUGCAUGUAAGAUCAAGGUGGCAACUGUGGGAGCAGGCUACAGGGAGGACUUGUUGUGAACGGAUAGUUCUGCUUUUUAACUUUUUUCCAAAAGUUUUUGUGUCUUGUAACAUCCAAGUCUCACUCAAUAAAGAAAGGAAAUUACCUUUUUUUCUGUACAUACACAA